Molecule: messenger RNA, 1650 nt
Organism: Drosophila rhopaloa
Lineage: Eukaryota; Metazoa; Arthropoda; Insecta; Diptera; Drosophilidae
Product: putative N(4)-(beta-N-acetylglucosaminyl)-L-asparaginase GD10667
Exons: 2
Coding region: 66-1205 (379 amino acids)
Biological process (GO): protein deglycosylation
Cellular component (GO): lysosome
Molecular function (GO): N4-(beta-N-acetylglucosaminyl)-L-asparaginase activity
Source: RefSeq, a predicted model, not a curated record
CUCAGUUUCACUGUGUCAGUUUCUGUAAAUAGUUUCUAGUUAUUUCGAUUAUAAUAAAAAAAACUAUGAAAAAGUACGUGGCAACAUUUUUAACAGUCCUUUGGCUGGCAUCGGUUGUUGGUGCAAAAACUACUUCAAACGUGACGAGGUCUGGACAGAGACCCACUGGUCAGCUCCUGCCAAUGGUUAUCAACACCUGGCCCUUUGCAGUCGCCAACGAGGAGGCCUGGCGACUGCUCAACCUGAGGAAGGGUGGUCUUGGACAGACGAGGAAUGCCGUGGUGGGCGGGAUCUCAGAGUGCGAGAUACAGCAGUGUGACAAGGCAGUUGGCUACGGUGGCAGUCCCGACGAGCGGGGAGACACCUCGUUGGACGCCCUGCUCAUGGAUGGAAGCACAAUGGAGGUGGGUGCUGUGGCGGAUCUGCGGCGGAUCAGGAGUGCCAUCAAGGUGGCGCGUCAUGUCCUGGAGCACACGGGGCACGUUCUGUUGGUGGGAGACGCAGCUGCGGAUUUCGCCAAUGCCAUGGGAUUCCAGAACGAGUCACUGAACACUCCCGAAUCUACAAAAGAGUGGCGAGAGUGGCGAGAUACAAAGAAUUGCCAGCCUAACUACUGGCGAAAUGUCUUUCCGGAUCCCAAGUCCUCAUGCGGUCCCUACGAGCCCCUGCCUUCAUGGGACGCGGAUGCUAAUCGGGAUGUCGAGACCGAGAUAGGGCCUGAUAACCACGACACUAUCACCAUGGUCGCCAUCGAUGAGGAGAGCAAUAUCCACGUGGGGACUUCCACCAAUGGAUUACGAUAUACGAUGCCCGGACGUGUUGGGGACGCCCCGAUUCCUGGUGCCAGUUCCUACGCCGACAACGAGGUGGGUGCUGCUGUGACCACCGGAGAUGGCGACACCCUGAUGCGCUUUCUGCCUUCGCUCCUCGCAGUGGAGGCCAUGCGGGCUGGCAAGACGCCGGCAGAGGCGGUCGAGUUUGUCCUGCAGCGAAUACGGAAGCAUGUAGAGAGAUUCCAAGGAGCCGUUAUUGCCGUAGAUCGCUUGGGCACGUAUGCAGUGGCCUGCCACGGUUUUGAGUAUCAGGAAUUCCGAUUCUCCUACAUGGUCAGUAGCCCGGCCCAGCAGUCUCGUAAAGAGACGAUCGUUUGCACUCAGGCUCUCGAGAAAACUAAUUCUGAAAUCUAUCGGAAAGUUGUUUGGUAAUUGGAUUGUUGAAAAGGUAGUAGGUUUUCUCAAUACGUACAAAUAGGUAAUUACAUUAUUAACACUAACAAGAAAGGUAGCAAAGGUAUUACAAAACGACAACAUUUCGAUUUCAUUGCUGAUAUUACUAAAAACAAUGAAGCUACAUACAUACAGUUGCGAAAAAAAUAAUAGCACCACUACAUCGCGCUGCUUUCUUUGUAAAAAAAAGUUAGUUUGCUGUUGUUGUUUUUUUUCAAAAUAAUUUUUUUUUUAAGGUUUAGUAUUGCUCUUGUGUAAAACUAAGUUUCCGUUUUUAUUAAUCCCACCUACAUAUUUUAUUUUUAGUUUUGUACUAAAAAAUUCAGAAAAACAGCGAAAAAAAAAAUAGCACCACUUACAAGUUACUUAGAUAAUAUCUUAUAUUUCGCCCAACAGCCUUAAUAGAAAGUACCUGCUAAUAAGA